AUGGCUUCAGUGCAGCCCACUCCGGCUGUCCAGCACCCCGGUGCUGCGAUGCCCGCUGCAUUCGGGAAACAAGAGAUUGAAGAGAUGUAUCGGAAAUUCAGACAUAUGAAAGAUACCGGCGUCCCCAAUACCGAUCCCGAGUUUAUCAAAACGCAGCAAUUCCUGAUGAAUAUCCAGCAAGCCCAUCAGCGCAGGCAGCAGCAGCAUCAACAACAGCAAAACCUCAUGCGCCAGCAGCAGCAGCAGCAACAACAACCGCAGAGCGCGCCAAAUGGUGCCGUAAACGGAACUCCAUCUGCUAGGCCGCAGGCGACUGCUGGUCAAUCCACACCGAACGCGAAUGCCUCCGCCGCCGCCGCCGCCGCCGCACCUAACUCCGCGUCGACUUCGUCACCCUCCAACCAGAAUGGCAAUGCCAUGAGCCUCUUUUCUCAGCAACAACUCACCAUGCUGAGGCAGCAGAUUAGCGCGUUCAAACUGUUGUCGCGAAAUGCAGGUUUACCACAGAACAUCCGCCAAACCCUGUUCUCCCAACGGCAGAAGCGUCAGGCAUCUCUUUCUGAAACUGCGCCGCAAGCUGCUCCUACGACCGCCCAACCUACUCAAGAUCCGUCUAAGAAAGUCAUGAACGGUGUUGAUUCGGCAGCCGAGGACACGUCAUCACUUAAGGAACCUGGCCCGAAGAGCUUCAAGUCACCAUAUGGCAUGUUGAAGAAUACCAUCAGCUAUUACGAUCAUGGCCAACGGAAGAAUCGAUGGAUAAUUCCCAGCAUCUUCCCGACGGGCGUGGAUGUCGAUCAAUUACGGCUGGAGCAGGAGCGCUCGUUGUUCAAUAGGAUGAGCCACCGGUACCAACAAUUGAAGGCGCUUCCCGCGAACCUUGCCCAUUGGGAUUCAACCAAGGAGGCCGUGGAGGCCGACGAGCGCCUACGCAUCAAGGCGAUCAUCGAAAUGAAGUCGCUGGAGCAAUAUGCGAGACAGCGCAAGUUGCGUGAGAAGGUUGGCCAGAUGAUGAUGACCUAUGACAACCUUGCCAUGACUACCAAUCGCAGCAAUUAUCGCCGCAUGAAGAAGCAGAGCGUAAGGGAGGCGCGCAUUACCGAAAAACUGGAGAAGCAGCAGCGUGAUGCCCGCGAGAACCGCGAGAAGAAGAAGCACGUCGAUUUCCUCAGGGCUAUCUGCAACCACCGUGCCGAGAUCAUCGGCGCUGCCGAAGCCCAGAAGAACAAGUCGCACAAGCUGAGCAGGGUCAUGUACAACCAGCACUACAACAUCGAGAAGGAGGAGCAGAAGCGAUUGGAGAGGACAGCCAAGCAGCGUCUGCAAGCUCUCAAGGCCAACGAUGAGGAGGCCUACCUCGCGCUGCUUGACCAAGCCAAGGAUACCCGUAUUACUCACCUUCUGAGGCAGACCGAUGGUUUCCUUAAGCAACUGGCUUCGUCCGUCAAGGUCCAGCAGCGCCAGGCUGCUGAGAGGUAUGGAGAUGACGGUGGUGCUUUCAACGAGGAGGAGGAGAGCGAGAUCGAAUCGGAAGAGGAGGAUGAGGAGAGCGCCCGCAAGAUUGAUUACUAUGCUGUCGCCCACCGGAUCAAAGAGGAGGUCACCGAGCAAGCCAACAUUCUUGUUGGCGGAACGCUCAAGGAGUAUCAGAUCAAAGGUUUGCAGUGGAUGCUGUCCCUUUACAAUAACAACCUCAAUGGUAUCCUUGCCGACGAGAUGGGUCUCGGAAAGACUAUUCAGACCAUCAGUCUCAUUACCUACCUCAUCGAGCGGAAGCAGCAAUACGGCCCCUACUUGGUCAUUGUGCCACUCAGCACCCUCACCAACUGGAACCUUGAAUUCGAGAAGUGGGCGCCAUCUGUUUCGAGGAUUGUAUACAAGGGUCCUCCAAAUGCCAGAAAACAACAACAGGAGAAGAUUCGCCAAGGCAGAUUCCAGGUGCUGUUGACGACGUACGAAUACAUCAUCAAGGAUCGCCCAAUUCUUAGCAAGAUCAAGUGGUUCCACAUGAUUAUCGACGAGGGUCACCGCAUGAAGAAUACCCAAUCCAAGCUCACUGCCACCAUUCAGGGCUACUAUCACACUAGAUUCCGACUCAUUCUUACCGGCACACCGCUGCAGAACAACCUUGGCGAGUUGUGGGCCAUGCUUAACUUCGUCCUACCUAACAUCUUCAAGUCGGCCAAGACCUUCGAUGAAUGGUUCAACACACCUUUCGCCAACACUGGUGGUCAGGACAAGAUGGACUUGACGGAAGAAGAGCAGAUUUUGGUCAUUCGACGUCUGCACAAGGUUCUGCGACCCUUCCUUCUCCGCCGUCUCAAAAAGGAUGUCGAAAAGGACCUCCCCGACAAGACCGAAAAGGUUAUCAAGUGCAAGUUCUCGGCAUUGCAAGCCAAGCUCUACAAGCAGAUGGUCACGCACAACAGGAUCAUUGUCAGCGACGGAAAGGGCGGCAAGACGGGCGCUCGUGGCCUCAGCAACAUGAUCAUGCAGCUAAGGAAACUGUGUAACCAUCCUUUCGUCUUCGAUGAAGUCGAAAAUGUCUUGAAUCCCCUCAGUGUUAGCAAUGAUCUUCUCUGGCGAACGGCCGGCAAGUUUGAGCUUUUGGAUCGAAUCCUCCCCAAGUAUCAGGCUACAGGACAUCGUGUUCUCAUGUUCUUCCAGAUGACGGCCAUUAUGGACAUCAUGGAAGAUUACCUGAGGUACCGAAAGAUUGAAUUCCUGCGUCUUGAUGGCAUGACCAAAUCGGAAGAUCGAUCCGAGCUUCUUAGAGCAUUCAACGAGCCCAACUCCAAGUAUUUCAUGUUCCUCCUCUCCACUCGUGCUGGUGGUCUUGGUCUGAACCUGCAGACUGCAGACACGGUCAUCAUCUACGAUUCCGAUUGGAAUCCCCACCAGGACUUGCAGGCCCAGGACCGUGCUCAUCGUAUCGGCCAGAAGAACGAGGUCAGAAUCCUCCGACUCAUUAGUUCCAACUCAGUCGAGGAAAAGAUUCUGGAACGUGCUCGGUUCAAGCUGGACAUGGAUGGCAAGGUUAUCCAGGCUGGUAGAUUCGAUAAUAAGUCGUCCGAGACAGAUCGUGAUGCUAUGUUGAGGACGCUUCUCGAAGCAGCAGACAUGGCUGAAGCCGGCGAGCAAGACGAGAUGGACGACGAGGAGCUGAAUAUGAUUCUGGCUCGCAGCGACAAUGAGUUGACUGUCUUCCAGAAGAUAGAUGAGGAAAGGGCAAAAGAUCCCGUCUACGGUUCCGCACCGGGCUGCAAAUCCAAACCUAGGUUGAUGACGGAGGAGGAGUUGCCAGAUAUCUACCUGGGUGAAGGUAACCCCGUGCAAGAGGAGGAGGAAGUUGUACUCGGUCGCGGCGCUCGCGAACGGACCAAGGUCAAGUACGACGAUGGUCUUACUGAGGAGCAGUGGCUCAUGGCUGUGGAUGAUGACGAGGACUCACCCGAGGCCGCGGCCGCCAGAAAGCAAGCUCGUCGGGAGAGGCGGGAGGCCAAGAAGCUGAAACAGCUUACCGCCUUGAAUUCACCCGCAGCGAGCCGGGCGAGCACCGAGGAAGUCGAAACCCCCAAGAAGCGUGGCCGAAAGCCUGGGCCCAAGUCCGAAAAGCGUAAGGCCGAGGACGGCGAUGAGGAGCCCCCGCCGAAGAAGCGACGAGGUCCUCAAGGGCGGCCGAAGGCCAUCGCCGCAGUGAACGGGGACUCUCGCGUCAACCCGCAACAGCGCGAGGUCCUUCAAAGGAGUCUCAGGACGCUCUAUGAUGGCCUCAUGAAUCUCGAGUCCGACGAACUUAUCGACGGUGUUGAAGAAGAUGAGUCCGAACCUCCCAAGAGGCUCAUCAUUGGACCCUUCAUCAAGUUGCCGCAUAAGCGAGACUACGCCGAUUACUACCUCAUCAUCCAGUCGCCAAUCUGCAUGAAGAUGAUGGAGACGAGGAUCAAGAAGGGUGAAUAUAGCAGCCUUAGCGACUUCCGCAAGGACUUCGAUUUAAUGAUCAGGAACUGUCGGACGUACAACGAGGACGGUAGCAUACUCUGGAGGGACACGGGUAUUAUGGAGGAUUAUUUCAAUAAGGCAUUCGAUUCGGAACUCGAGAACCAUCCCGAAUUGAAGGAACUUGAGGAGUCUCCCGACAAGGAUGGCUCAGCUCCCCCAUCCGGCGCUGGAGAUACCCCACAGCCCGCGUCUUCCGGUACUAGAAUCCGACUAGUGUCGUCCAGCGCAAAGGAGGCGGCAAAUGGAGACAAUGCCGAAGAGUGA
This is a messenger RNA of Scedosporium apiospermum, 4266 nucleotides long. RefSeq names its product SNF2-family ATP dependent chromatin remodeling factor snf21. Bases 1 to 4266 code for a protein of 1421 amino acids. Gene Ontology annotation, cellular component: nucleus. The transcript is spliced from 3 exons. Gene Ontology annotation, biological process: positive regulation of transcription by RNA polymerase II. NCBI's taxonomy places the organism in Eukaryota, Fungi, Ascomycota, Sordariomycetes, Microascales, Microascaceae. The record is from RefSeq and is a predicted model, not a curated record. Gene Ontology annotation, molecular function: ATP binding; histone binding; DNA binding.